UCCGCCAUUUUAUGCGUGCGUGUGAGGCGAAGGGGAAGGGAGGAAAACCCUCGGCGGCAGCCCCAGCCCCGGCGCAGGACGCCUCAGAGCCGCCCCUCUGUCAACGGGAGGCGACCCCGGGUCCUUAUUUUGCGUCCGCUUCCCUUUUAAUGUGGGGUUUUAUUUUGAUUUGCGGAGCGAUGGUGCCAGCAGCCAUUUGAAGGGGAAGGCAGCAGUUGUGCACCUGACGUCUCUGGCCACACCGUCUGGGAGGGAGAGAUGGAGUAUGACAAACGCGCAAGCCGCGGUGAGCGGCUCGGACGCUAUGGGAACGAGCGGAGUAAGGAUGACCGGCGGGAUCACGACUACGGGGACAUGGAUUACAGGUCCUACGACCCGGACUAUGACUGCGACGCAAGCAAGGAGUACGGGCAGCAGGAGAACUGGAGCUACGACCAGUCUGAGGACUACAGAGAGGACAGUGACAGCUACAAAAGCUACGACAACCCGGAAGAGGCCUUCAGCUUCCCAGGAGAUGGGGACUACAGGGACCAGGACUAUCGAAGUGAGACGGGAGAGGACAAGGCCAGCAGGAUCGUCAUGCUGCGGAUGCUGCCCCCCUCUGCCACCGAGAAUGACAUCCGAGUACAACUGCAGUAUACCGGUUACCAGCCGCGGGAGGUCCGCCUAAUGAGGAACAAAUCCUCAGGUCAAAGCCGUGGUUUCGCCUUCGUGGAGUUUAAUCACUUGCAGGACGCUACCAGAUGGAUGGAAGCCAAUCAGCACUCCCUCACUAUCCUCGGCCAGCAGGUCUCCAUGUACUACAGUGACCCCAAGCCGAAGGCGAACGAGGACUGGCUCUGUAACAAGUGUGGAGUGCAGAAUUUUAAACGGCGUGAGAAAUGCUUCAAGUGUGGGGUUCCCAAGUCAGAAGGCGAGCUGCGCCUGGCGCCCGGCAGGAAGGACCUGCAGCUGCCCCUCCCCGACGGACCCCUCCCGCUUCUGAAGCUCCCCCAGCCGUUCCAGCCUCCACAACUCCAGCAACAGCACCUGCUACACAGCCAGCAGCAACAGGUCAACGAGAACGCCAACGACACGGUGAUCCUGCGGAACCUGAACCCUCACACCACCCUGGACGCCAUCCUCAGCGCUUUGGCACCCUACGCUGUGCUGUCUCCCUCCAACGUGCGCCUGAUCAAAGACAAGCAGACCCAGCUAAACAGAGGAUUCGCCUUCAUUCAGCUCUCGACCAUUGUGGAAGCCUCCCAGCUGCUCCAGAUCCUCCAGUCGUUACAGCCUCCUCUCAACAUAGACGGCAAAACCAUCAACGUGGAGUUUGCAAAGGGCACCAAGAGGGACGUGGUCCUGACUGACGGCAGCCGGGCCAGUGCUGCUUCUGUGGCCAGUACAGCGAUCGCGGCGGCUCAGUGGGCAGUCAACCAGAGUUCCGAUUCAGACAACCAGAGCACAUGGCUCAACCAGGACAACCAGCAGGGAGACUACUCCUACUACCAGAGCGGCCAGGAUGAUGGUUACCAGCGGCCAUACGCGCAGGGAUACAGCGGCCAGUAUUCCCAGGACUACCAGCAGGGUCCAGAACAGCAAAAGUCCAGCGGGCGCCCGGCAUUGCCGACGACUUAUGAGGCACCACCCACUGUUACAACAUCGGAAGCCUCCUUGGAGCCCGGCAUCCCUGGAGUCGAUCCUCUCCCGAGCCCGCAGUCGUACCCACAGUCGGUGCAGACGCAAGCUGCUCCACAACUCUACCAGAAGUCCUCCAGUACCUCAUCAGACAGCACCCGCACCACACAGACCUCGCAGAUCUCCCGGACCCCUGGGAGCCAGAAGGUCGAGAUCGUGGCCCAGCCGCAGAUCAACGCCGGCCACGCCUCGGGAUCCAACAGCAGCGGCCACUCCCUGACCAGCUCGGGCACCGGGACCCAGGACUACACCCAGUACCCCGUGCCCGACGUCUCCACCUAUCAGUACGACGAGCUGUCGGGAUAUUAUUACGACCCGCAGACCGGACUCUACUACGACCCCAACUCACAGUACUACUAUAAUGCACAGACACAACAGUACCUGUACUGGGACGGGGACAAGCAGACCUACCUCCCGGCCCCCGACCAGACCGGCGACUCCAAAGACCUCGGCUCCGGCCUGAAGGAAGGCAAGGAAAAGAAGGAGAAACCCAAGAGUAAGACGGCCCAGCAGAUCGCCAAGGACAUGGAGCGUUGGGCCAAGAGUCUGAACAAGCAGAAGGAGAACUUCAAGAACAGCUUCCAGCCGCUGAGCUACAUGCGAGACAACGACCGGAGGGAGUCCGCCUCGGCCGACGCCGGUUACGCCAUGCUGGAGAAGAAGACCACCCUGGCUGAGAGGCAGCACGUCAUGAUGGAGCACCUCAAGCGAUCCAGCGACAAGAUGAGGGAUGACGAGAGUCGGACGAGGGCGAGCCCGCUGCGAGGGCUGGUGGCCGCCUACAGUGGGGAGAGUGACAGCGAGGAGGACCAGGCGGAGGACCAGGAGGAGAAGCUGACCGACUGGCAGAAGCUGGCCUGCCUGCUGUGCCGGAGGCAGUUCCCCAGCAAGGAGGCUCUCAUCCGUCACCAGCAGCUCUCCGAGCUCCACAAGCAAAACCUGGAGAUUCACCGGCGCUCGAAGCUGUCCGAGUCCGAGCUGGAGGCUCUGGAGAAGAGCGAGAGAGAGCUCAAGUACAGAGCGGCAGAGAGACGGGGCAAGCUGGGGGCAGCAGACACACUGGAGCCCAAGAGGAAGAGGACACAAGCCACGUUUGACGGACUGAACCAGGACAUCGGAAGCCGCAUGAUGCAGGCGAUGGGGUGGAGAGAAGGCACAAGGCUGGGGAGCAAAGAGUCGGGCCUGGCCCCGUCCUCUCAGUAGCCCUCCUGAGGCCGUGUCGGAUCCCCGUUGUCCGUGUCGUGCCUGGCGCGUGAGGUGGGCCCUGGAGGACUCCCACACACCCCGCCGGAGACGGCCGGAGCCCCUCCGCUCGCCGGGAGUCCACACCGCCGACCUCCGCGGAGAAAGACUGUAAAUAUUUUUACCAGCCUCCAAUAUGUACUUUUUCUACCAAUUAAAACAAAAGUGUUUCUGAA
This is a messenger RNA of Pristis pectinata (smalltooth sawfish), 3098 nucleotides long. RefSeq names its product RNA-binding protein 10-like. Lineage: Eukaryota; Metazoa; Chordata; Chondrichthyes; Rhinopristiformes; Pristidae. Gene Ontology annotation, biological process: mRNA splicing, via spliceosome. Gene Ontology annotation, molecular function: RNA binding. The transcript is spliced from 26 exons. Bases 259 to 2883 code for a protein of 874 amino acids. Gene Ontology annotation, cellular component: nucleus. The record is from RefSeq and is a predicted model, not a curated record.